Molecule: messenger RNA, 2585 nt
Organism: Carlito syrichta (Philippine tarsier)
Lineage: Eukaryota; Metazoa; Chordata; Mammalia; Primates; Tarsiidae
Gene: CUNH2orf78
Product: chromosome unknown C2orf78 homolog
Source: RefSeq, a predicted model, not a curated record
AAAAUUUCCAAAACCCUUCUUCAUUUGGAACUGCAAAUUCUAUACAGGUUUCUCUUCCUUUGGUGAGCAAUGCAGCCUCUCUAACAGGAAGUGUCUGCAACUUCUCCAGAGUCUCUGCUCCAGCUGUCAGCUCAGCAUGGAUCUUGCCAACAGUCUCUGGCAUUUCUUUCUAACCACUCAUGGGUAGCAACUACCUUUACCAACAUUCCAGCACGACUAUGCUGGCUGGAGUUGCUGAUGAGAGGCAGAUCUCCACUAGAGCUGCCUCUUAUCCAGGUAGUUUUGAGUGGGAUAUCACAGGAAGCACUGAAAGCAAGUUAUCUUCACUCAGUGACUUCACUAUGACUGUCAUUGACAAGGACACAGCUGGUCCUUCCCUGAUUAUGACAACCCAGUAUGAUGAAACUUCAUACACCAAUGCCAUGACCCCUCUGUAUCCAUCCAUGUCUGUCAGUCUUGUUCAAGGGAUGCCAUUUCAAAUUCCACAUCAGGGACAUAGCCUGUCAUGUCCCUAUCAGGAAGGAGGCCAGAUCUAUUACUACAACCAAGGCACAGUGGGGCCACUACUAUCUAGAACUUGCCCUAGCCUACAAUCCUAUGGCUUUGUGUCAUACCCAGGCUAUAGCACCGCUGCUCCUCAACCAGAAAUGGUGAUGGUGCUAAAGGAAGUUCAGCACACAAAUAUCCUACCAUCAGCCUCCAUCUCUGGAAUCUACCACACUGUGUCUGCUCAGUCCAACACAGUAACACACUUGCAAGAAUUCCCUAAGUCCCAUAGUAGCAAAGAUAUCCAAAUACUUGAUAGCAGUCCAUCACCUGAGCUUGGGAACAUUUCAGUGACAGCUCCUGUCCAGAGUGCUACUAAUCACUUGACACUGCCUACAGUUCCAAGCCAGGAACAUUCAGAUAAUCACAAUUUGGGUGAGAUCAAAAUCAAGCUUUCUAAGCCUCUGGAUGUCUACCAGUUCCCAAUAGAAAACCAAGAUCCCACACUACUCCCUUUAGAAAUUCCUGACAUUCACCAGUUUCUGGCCUGCAUUGAUCCUCUUAGCCCUGAGGAACAACUUGGUGCCAAUCUAGGAGAAAACAGCCUGAGUCUUGAGGACCAAGGCACAAGACUGGACUAUGGGAUCGAGUCUAGCAGCAGUCUUGCAGACAUCACCACACUGGCAGAGGAAAGUCACCUUCCACAGCUCUUUGAUUCCUUAAAAGAUCUUGACCAACCCAAAGGUCACACAGGAAUCAAAGAUGAAGAUAUCAGAGCUAUCAAGGUGAUUCAAGUGCAGGAUAAGUCAAGUGUCAUAAAGGGUCACUCUGAUCAACUCAGGAAGAACAAACCUAAAACUUCCAAACCCGACCAAGGACCACCAGAGGCCAAAAUCCAGCCAAAGAACCCAGAGUGCCUGAGAGAGGAAGAAGUGGUUUUCUGUAGUGCUAAAGUCAAUGACAGGCCUCCUGCAGAUGUGGCCAAGCAUUUUGACAACAGACCUCAGAGAGAUGCAUCCAGCAAAAUUAGCAAAACUAAGGGCCAUGGACACAAAAACGCCAAAAGAACCGGAGAAAACAAGACCAAGAAAUCUGAAGAGAGUAAGCAGUAGGGGAACACAGUCAAGGCAUAAGUGUCAACCACUCCCAAGAUGAAGCAGAAGAAUCAUCUACCAGUGUUUAGUACAGAGACCUUCAAAAAGCCUCAAACUGGCCUAGGCAUGCAUAUGUUGAAGUCGGUGCAGGUGUUCCAUCCACUGUGGAAGAGUGAGAAGAAAACGAGCUCUGCCUUCUAGACCCAGGGAAACUCAAGCAACAACAAAGACCCCAAACCAUCCCUAGCUCUCAAACCAUGGCUGGAUACCUCACGUGAGGGUAAAGGUCCUGAGAAAAUACAAAUCAAAGCCCAGAAAUCCAAUGGCAGUGCUGCCAAAGAGUGUCCAUCUCCAUCUGAGUAUGACCUUCCACCACCUGGAAAGGUCAAGUUGGUACCUUUGCCCUUUCUAAUCCUAAGACCAGCUCGACCUGCUGCUCCUCCAUGGCCACAGUCUCUGGCUGCACAUAAGCCUGCUGUGCCUUACUCUGGCAGGCCUGGUUCUACUAACUCAACUGAAUCAACUGCAGUCAAUCUGUCCCAAUCAGCUCCUACCAACAUGACUUUGAUGAGUCCUGCCAGACCAGCUCAGCCAAUUUUCACCAAGGCAACCCGACUCACCUUGAUAACUUCGGCCCAGUCUCCUAUUCCUAACUCUGCUACACUUAGGACUGCACCCUACAAAACAUCAUCAUGCACUUCUCUGCAAUAUAAGCCUGUUUUCACUGAAGAGACCCUGCUCCAGUAACCACUAAAGGUUCAAAAUGAAUAUCUACUCCAAGACUUCAGCCAUUAACCAAUUCCAUGGAGGAAACCCAAUGUUCCUGAACCAGUAAUGUCAACACCUAUCACAGAAGAGCAGAGGUCAAAACGUGAGACCAUGAAGAGAAAGGCUCAACAAGAUCGUGAAAAUGCCGCCAAAUAUACUACUCUGGGGAAAGUGCAGGGUUUUGUCGAGAGGGAAAGAGAUAUGGAAAUUGCUCAAUACUAUGGCUACACAAUGUAA